Messenger RNA from Geosmithia morbida, 639 nucleotides. RefSeq lists its product as uncharacterized. The record is from RefSeq and is a predicted model, not a curated record. The coding region runs from base 1 to 639 and encodes 212 amino acids. NCBI's taxonomy places the organism in Eukaryota, Fungi, Ascomycota, Sordariomycetes, Hypocreales, Bionectriaceae. The transcript has 3 exons.
AUGGGACAGGUCCCUGCACUACGUCUCUCAGAGAAUCGAGAUGGGAAUGAACCAACCAGGCUGCUGGCAGACAGCAGCGAGAUACUCGCCUGGCUAUGCAGACUGCAGCCAGAACUGAUCCCCAAGGACCACCAGGAGGACAUACAGUCGCUCUUGAGCUCCUUCUACGCCUUCCAUGCCAAGCCAUUAACCGUCAAGCCCGAAGAGCGCAAUAACGGUAUCACCAACAAGGCUGCAGCCAUGCUUGAGAGGACGGACAUAAGCGAGUCACAUAGGCGCCGCCUCGAGGUCAAGAGCGUAUACCACGAUACCAAGUUCCGGACCACACUGGACGCGGAUAACAUUGAGACGGUUGAAUCUCAAGCACGGGACUUCAUCCGCAGCGUCUCAGAUCUGCUUCGGCGGCGACAGCGGCAGCAGCAGCAACAAGGCGAUGAAGAUUUUUCAGGAAGCGCCAUAUACAUAUUUGGUACCAGGCCCAGCGUCGCGGAUGCCGUAGUGACAGCGCUGUUGGCCCGUCUGAUGGAUGUUGGACGGGAUGACAUCGUUGACGACGAGACGGCCAGGGAUUAUACCACCAAGGUGAUCAGUUCAAGUGAGUGGCAGAAGGUUAUGCAAGGUCGGAGGACGCUUCCUUAG